Chanos chanos (milkfish) is the source of this 2903-nucleotide messenger RNA. RefSeq names its product baculoviral IAP repeat containing 2 (gene birc2). NCBI's taxonomy places the organism in Eukaryota, Metazoa, Chordata, Actinopteri, Gonorynchiformes, Chanidae. The record is from RefSeq and is a predicted model, not a curated record. Gene Ontology annotation, cellular component: nucleus; cytoplasm. The transcript is spliced from 9 exons. Gene Ontology annotation, molecular function: cysteine-type endopeptidase inhibitor activity involved in apoptotic process; ubiquitin protein ligase activity. Gene Ontology annotation, biological process: negative regulation of necroptotic process; negative regulation of apoptotic process; positive regulation of protein ubiquitination. Bases 820 to 2703 code for a protein of 627 amino acids.
UUACCAGUGUUAUAUGCUAAGUGUGUCGACGGGAAACGGUCGUUUUGAGGUAUUUCAAGAAUGCCUCUUGUUUAAUCUGUGGGACAGGGUUGCUGCACUGCGGAAGCGGAAAACGUUCCCCGAACUGUUUAGUAGUUGUUUCUCUCAAUUACUUGAAGGCAGUUCAUUUCAUAAUAUUUGUGCCUAUUCGAUCAUGGACACGUAAACACAAGCCAAGGGAUUCCCUCAGGGAGAGACUGUUGCAUUGUCACACCCAGGGUGUCCACACGUCAUUGCAGGUAUUAGGCUCUUUAUCAAAUAGACUAACUGCAUUCGUUAAUACGCAUUAUGAUAACAGUACAUUUAAAGGUAUGCGUUGGAAGAAGUGGAUGGUGUCAGAUUUCCCGUGAUCCAGGUUGAUUGCUAAUACUAACAUUUGAUAUUCUUCUCUUAUUUUUGUUGAGCUUACAUUUUGUUUUAAACAUAACUCUUGAUGGGUGUUUUGAAAAUUUAAUAGACUGAAGCUAGAGGUUGGUGCUGGCUAUAGUGGGAGGGGUGGAGCAGAAGCGUCCAUGUCAGAAGACAGCAUUUAGUGUUUUGAAUUCAGAACACAGGUUUUCUCCUGGCAGGAAGGUUAAUUCUCUUCUUUAGUAAACAUAUAUUGUGUGUCAGAACAGAGAAAUGAGCUCAUUUCCAGCUCUAGUUUGAUGUCAUGCUCAGCUCAUUAUGUCCACAUUACGUCUGUAGCUGCAAACAGUUUAUAUGAGUAAGUUAUUAAAAACCUGGGUGUGAUAAGUCAGCAUUCUCUCCCUGAGGGGACAUCCCUUUUAUUUUAUUCAAAUGGAAAUUUUACAGAAAAGUCCAUUUCUAAUGGGUUUGUGCCGUAACAGUGGCCCAGCAGACUUGCAGUAUGACAAUACCUCUGAACUCUUUCGCAUAUCAACUUUUGCCAAAUUCCCCUCCACUGGAGCUGUCACAGAGAGAAGCCUUGCCCGUGCAGGGUUUUAUUACACAGGUGUAGGCGACCGUGUUCAGUGUUUCCGCUGCAAUGUGAGUGCUGAGAACUGGCAGUCUGGGGAAUGCCCAGCAGAGAGGCACAGACAGCUGUCUCCAAACUGCUCCUUUAUCCAGAGCCUACCCUCCACAGCCAACCUGCUGUCCUCUUCCCACUCUGCCUUUUCUCCUCUCCGCAAUGUGGCCAUCAUGCAGGUGUCAACCCCUGGAGCCUCAGCAUCAACUACUGCCCCCACAUCUGGGCAGACAGAGGAACAAGUUGGUUAUCUCAAUAUGGGGCUCAAUAAUCUGGCCCCCUCCAGCCCCCUUGCAUCUCGUGUAGUGGAGGACUUGUCCCACCAAAGGCCCUCAGCUUGCCACAAUCCCAGCAUGCGUCGGGAGCAGGACCGCCUUGACACAUUCCAGAACUGGACUAUCACCACAAUAACCCCAGCUGAACUAGCAAAGGCUGGUUUCUAUUACCUUGGCCAAGGAGACCGUGUGGCUUGCUUCAGCUGUGGAGGGCAGCUAAGCAACUGGGAGCCUGGAGACAGGGCGGUGUCAGAGCACCAGAGACACUACCCUAACUGCCGCUUUGUCAGAGGAGACCGGGCGGAUAACGUAUCCAUUGCCACUGGUGGCAGUGGUACCCUGGCCAACGUAGCCAACUCUGCUAUGCAGCUCUAUGAUGACAGACUGCCUACAUUUGUCAACUGGCCCUCGAGAAUACCAGUGAGACCUGACCAACUGGCAAAGGCGGGCUUUUAUUAUGUUGGUCGAAAUGACGAUGUGAAGUGUUUUUGCUGUGAUGGGGGCCUGAGGUGUUGGGAAUCAGGGGAUGACCCAUGGGUGGAACAUGCCAAAUGGUUUCCAAGGUGUGAAUACCUUUUACAGGAAAAGGGCCAAGAGUUUGUCCAUCAGAUUCAAGCCAGGUUUCCAAGAUUGUUUGAACAGCUGUUAACUAAUGGAGACAGCAAUGGAAGGGAAUUUUUUGAUCCACCAGUGCACAUUGGCCAAGGUGAGCACUCUGAGGAUGCAGUGAUGAUGAACACGCCUGUGGUGCGGUCUGCCUUAGAGAUGGGCUUUGACAGAGGCCUGGUGAAGCAGACAGUGCAGAGCAAAAUCCUCACGAGUGGGGAGAAUUACAAGACCGUGCAGGAGCUGGUGUCUGACCUCCUCAGCGCUGAGGAUGAAAAGAGAGAGGAGGAGAAGGAGCUCUUUGCUGAGGAGAUGGCCACAGAUGGCUUUACUUUUCUGAAAAAACAUUACAUGGCGUUGACUCAGCGUCUAAAGAGUGUACACAGUCUGAUGGAUCAUCUCCUGGAGGAGAACAUCAUAUCCCAGAAGGAGUAUGAGACCAUCCGCGCUGUCCCUGUCAUCAAACAACAGACCAGUCAGCUCAUUGACGUCGUUCUGUCUAAGGGGAACCCAGCAGCUGAGGUCUUCCGAAACUGGAUCAAAAAGAAUGACGUGUACCUCCUGAGAGAGCUAAUGGCCCAGGCAAAUGAAGCUGCAUCACCGAGUCAAGAUCUUUCAGACCUGCCAAUGGAGGAGCAGCUGAGGAGGCUACAGGAGGAGCGUACAUGUAAAGUGUGCAUGGACAAGGAGGUCAACAUUGUCUUCAUUCCUUGUGGGCACCUGGUGGUGUGCAAGGAGUGUGCUCCUUCUUUACGGAAAUGUCCCAUCUGUCGAGGCCUGGUGAAAGGCACGGUCCGCACCUUCCUCUCCUAAUCGAGUUGGGAGCGACACAAACUAAAUCACUAUACUAUUGUUUUAUCAUCAGUCUCACAUUGAGUCAACGGUAUUGGGCCUCUGAAGACUUUGUCUAAUAGUGUCACUGUUCAACAAACUUGAACCACAUUUGGAAAAUGUUUGAAGUAGUUUAGGAAAAGUCUGCUCCAAUCUGAUUGAAAUAAAUUAUGUGAGUUACA